Budorcas taxicolor (takin) is the source of this 897-nucleotide messenger RNA. RefSeq names its product zinc finger CCCH-type containing, antiviral 1 like (gene ZC3HAV1L). Lineage: Eukaryota; Metazoa; Chordata; Mammalia; Artiodactyla; Bovidae. The record is from RefSeq and is a predicted model, not a curated record. Bases 1 to 897 code for a protein of 298 amino acids. Gene Ontology annotation, molecular function: metal ion binding. The transcript has 4 exons.
AUGGCGGAGCCCACCGUGUGCUCCUUCCUCACCAAAGUGCUGUGCGCCCACGGCGGCCGCAUGUUCCUGCAGGACCUGCGCGGCCACGUGGAGCUCUCCGAGGCCCGGCUGCGGGACGUGCUGCGCCAGGCCGGGCCCGACCGCUUCCUGCUGCAGGAGGUGGAGGUGCGCGAGGGCCCGUGGGACGCCGAGGCCGAGGUGGCGGCCGGCGCGGGCGGCGGCGGCGGCCCGGCGGCCUGGCGGGUGGUGGCCGUGUCCUCCGCGCGCCUCUGCGCCCGCUACCAGCGCGGCGAGUGCCAGGGCUGCGACCAGCUGCACCUCUGCCGCCGCCACAUGCAGGGAAAGUGCCCGAACCGCGACUGCUGGUCCACCUGCACCCUUUCUCAUGAUAUCCACACGCCUGUCAACAUCCAGGUUCUGAAAAAACAGGGACUGUUUGGUCUCAACGAGGCCCAGCUUCGGGUCCUGCUUUUACAGAAUGACCCCUGCCUUCUACCAGAGGUCUGUUUGCUCUACAACAAAGGUGAAGCCCUCUAUGGUUACUGCAACCUCAAGGAUAAAUGCACCAAGUUGCACGUGUGCAAGUCCUUCGUCAGGGGAGAGUGCAGGCUGCAGAAAUGCAAGCGGUCCCAUCAACUCAUUCAUGCUACAUCCCUGGAGCUGCUGCAGGACCAAGAACUGGAGAUCUCAAGUGUCGUUAAUUUUCAGAUCAUUUCCACCUACAAGCACAUGAAGCUGCACAAGAUGCUAGAAAAUAAAGAUAAUUCAGCUUCUCCUGCUGAGCAUUCCCAGGACCUUGAGAAACGAGGAGGACACGUAGCUGGGGCUGCAGAGGCUCGACCUCUGGUCUCUGGCCCUGCUGCCUCAGCCAAGAAGCCACGUGCAGGCAAACCUUAA